Molecule: messenger RNA, 6158 nt
Organism: Pantherophis guttatus
Lineage: Eukaryota; Metazoa; Chordata; Lepidosauria; Squamata; Colubridae
Source: RefSeq, a predicted model, not a curated record
GCCUGAGGGGGGUUUUUUGUCUCCCUAGUGCGCAUGCGCCACUCGCCAAUCUCUUCACCGGCCCUCAGCGGCGGCGGCGAAGAAGGAGUUUGGGAGUUCAAAAUGGCUGCCCCGACGUUGGUGGAGUUGGCAAUGCGGGGACACGGAAUUGAAGAAGCUGAUAUAUCUGAACGAAGUGCAAAUGAAGAAAAUGGAGAUAUUUCAGAAGGAGACCAACCACAAAUUAAACAUAGUCGACAUAAAAAAAAGAAACACAAACAUCGAGGCAAACAUAAGAAACACAAACAUUCUUCAGAAGAAGAUAAGGACAAAAAGCAUAAACAUAGGCACAAACAUAAGAAACAUAAACGAAAGGAGGUUGCCGAUAUCUCUGAUAAAGAAGAUGGGCCAGCAAAAAGAACUAAAAUUGACUUCUUAGCUCCUCUAGAAGAUUUAGAGAAACAAAGAGCAUUAUUAAAAGCUGAACUUGAAAAUGAGCUAAUGGAAGGAAAGGUUCAAUCUGGGAUGGGAUUAAUAUUACAAGGAUAUGAGUCAGGUUCAGAAGAAGAAGGAGAAAUCAAUGAUAAGGCGAGAAAUGGAACUAGAUCUGCAAAUAAAUCAAAUGUUAAGGGAAAGCUUGAGAUUGUAGACAAUAAAAGUUCAAAGAAACGCAGUAAGAGCAGAUCAAAAGAACGGACUCGACACAGGUCUGAUAAAAAGAAAAGCAAGUCAGGAGUUGAUGGUAUAAAAGAGAAAGCUACUAGAAGUAAAUCAAAAGAAAGAAAAAAAUCUAAAAGCCCAUCUAAAAGAAUAAAGUCUCAGGAUCAAAUAGGAAAGUCAAAAUCUCCAACCCUUAAAAGGCGCUCUCAAGAAAAAAAUAGGAAGUCACGAUCUCCUCCUGAAGAUAAAACUAAAGCAGAAGAUAAGAUCAAAUCAAGAGAUCGUAAAAAAUCUCCACUUAUUAAUGAAAAUAAAAUUAGAGAUCGUAGCAAAAGAUCCAAAUCUCCAAUAGAACAAAGAAGCAAAUCCAAAGAUAGACAAUCAAGAUCGAAAGAUCGAAAAUCCAGGAGAUCUGAGGCUGAAAAAGAAAAGAAGCUCAUCAAAUCACCUUCAAAAGAUAUGUCAUCAGGUAAAGAAAACAGGUCUCCUAGUAAAAGACCUGGUCGUAGUCCUAAAGGAAGAAGUUUAUCCCCAAAACCACGAGAUAAACUAAGACGCAGCAGAUCACCCCUGCUUAAUGAUCGCAGAUCUAAACAGAGUAAAUCACCAUCUCGAAAUCAGUCUCCUGUUAGGAGAGCAAAGAGCAGAUCAGCAGAUAGAAAAAGAAGAGAAUCUGAAAGGAGACGUUUUUCUUCUCCAAGAACACGAACUAGAGAUGACAUCCUCUCAAGAAGGGAGCGAUCAAAAGAUGCCAGUCCACCUAGAUGGUCUCCUUCAAGAAGAAGAUCCAGGUCUCCACUUCGACGAAGAUCUCGCUCUCCACUUCGACGUAGCCGGUCUCCAAGAAGGAGAAGUAGAUCUCCUCGGAGGAGAGACAGGGGUAGACGUAGUAGAUCUCGUUUGAGAAGGCGAUCCAGAUCACGAGGUGGCCGUAGACGACGGAGCAGGAGCAAAAUAGAAGAUAAAUUUAAGGGAAGCCUUUCAGAAGGAAUGAAGAUUGAGCAAGAAUCUUCAUCUGAUGAAAACCUUGAAGACUUCGAUGUUGAAGAAGAAGAUGAGGAAGCUCUAAUUGAGCAAAGAAGAUUACAGAGGCAAGCAAUUGUGCAGAAAUAUAAGUACUUAACAGAGGAUAGUAACAUGUCAGUGCCAUCUGAACCAAGCAGCCCUCAAAGCAGUACUCGCAGUCGUUCCAACUCACCAGAAGGCAUUCUUGAACGGGUAGCAGCUGAUGUUAAAGAGUAUGAACGAGAAAAUGUGGACACUUUUGAAGCCUCAGUGAAGGCAAAACACAACCUCAUGGCAGUUGAACAAAAUAAUGGUUCAUCUCAGAAGAAAAUCACAGCUCCUGAUAUGUUUACAGAAUCAGAUGAUAUGUUUGCUGCAUAUUUUGACAGUGCACGUCUUAGAGCUGCUGGCUUUGGAAAAGACUUCAAAGAAAAUCCAAAUCUCAGGGAUAACUGGACCGAUGCUGAAGGAUAUUACCGGGUUAACAUAGGUGAAGUGUUAGAUAAACGUUACAAUGUGUAUGGUUACACUGGCCAAGGAGUUUUCAGUAAUGUGGUUAGAGCCAGAGAUAUGGCGAGAGCAAACCAAGAAGUGGCUGUGAAGAUCAUUAGAAACAAUGAACUUAUGCAAAAAACUGGUUUAAAAGAACUGGAAUUCUUGAAGAAGCUCAAUGAUGCAGACCCUGAUGACAAAUUUCAUUGUCUACGUUUGUUCCGACAUUUUUACCAUAAGCAGCACCUUUGUCUAGUGUUUGAACCUCUGAGUAUGAAUUUACGAGAAGUUCUAAAGAAAUAUGGAAAAGAUGUUGGUCUCCAUAUAAAGGCUGUGCGAUCCUAUAGUCAGCAGUUAUUCCUGGCCUUGAAACUUCUGAAAAGAUGCAACAUUUUACAUGCUGAUAUCAAACCAGAUAACAUUUUGGUGAAUGAAUCAAAAACCAUUUUAAAACUUUGUGACUUUGGAUCAGCUUCACAUGUUGCUGACAAUGAUAUCACACCAUAUCUUGUUAGUCGAUUUUAUCGUGCUCCUGAAAUUAUUAUAGGCAAAAUCUAUGACUACGGUAUAGAUAUGUGGUCUGUAGGCUGUACAUUGUAUGAACUUUAUACUGGGAAAAUAUUAUUUGCUGGGAAAACCAAUAAUCAUAUGUUGAAACUUGCUAUGGACCUCAAAGGAAAGAUGCCAAACAAGAUGAUCCGAAAAGGAGUGUUCAAAGAUCAGCACUUCGAUCAAAACCUCAACUUUAUGUACAUAGAGGUAGAUAAAGUAACAGAAAGGGAAAAAGUGACUGUGAUGAGCACCAUUAAUCCAACAAAGGACCUGCUUGCAGAUUUAAUUGGGUGCCAACGCCUCCCCGAAGAUCAGCGCAAAAAGGUGUGUGCGUGCAGGCCACAGCAGCAUGCCCUUGGUGUAGUCAGUGCCGAAAGGGGUCUGUUCCUUCUUGAGCCUGCCCACAGGGAUGGUCUCCUCUUUUAAAGCAGGUUGCGUACAACUUUCAGUACACUGAAGGUAAGCUAAACCAUCAACAUCACUGGUGUUUAAGAUGUUAAUUGUACUGGAUCAACUGACAAACGAGAAUCGGUCACUCUGUAGCAGAAUUCCCUGCAUGUUUUAUAAAGGAGAUAUACCUAUAUAUAAAUAUAUAUAUAAAUAUAUAUAUUAUUUUCUGGCAUUACAACUGUGGCAUAAUUCCAGCUUGUGUUUGAUCAUCACAUUCAAAGAAAAAAAGUGGAGGAGUGUGCACUUGAUGGAGAGAGCGCCUUCAGUGUACUGUUUAUAUUACUUUUUUUAAAAUAUCAACUUGCUACAUAGACUUUAUACCUUUUGUUAAAUACAGUUCACGAUGGCAUAAAACCAGUACUUAAGUCAUUUUCAUUUACUAACAACAAAUGCUAAGCUCUGGUUCCAAAAGUCCUUAUCUCCUCUUGGCCAGAUAGAAAGCACCACAAUUUUUUUUUAGCUAUUUGUAUGUCAUUUGAAAAUGUACUGCUUUAUGCUAAAGGUGUUUUCAUUUGUUCAUUGUUUUCAUUAUUUGUGAUCAUGUUGUCUUUCAAUACAGGCAUAAACCUUCCACUCUUGAACAAAGCAGCUGCUUUUUAAAAGCGGUAAUUGCUUCUUUACCUUUUAUUUCUUUUGUAAAUGAAACUUUAAGAAAUGUGACUUUAAAGUGUUGUCUCUUGCAUAAAAUAGUUGACAUUCACUUAUUGUAAAGUGAAGAUUGUUCUGCUGCAUGUAAAGUGGACCAUGCAGAUUUCUGUAUGUUUUCGGUAUGCAUCAUUAGAUAAUAAAGUCUUUUGUGAACAAGGCAUUGGUAGCCCUUUUUAAAAGAUUUUUGUCUCCGGCGUUGCCGACUCAGGUAAACCAUAAGAACUUUCCUUUUUAAUAGUCCUUUAAUUAAAACAAUUACUAAAAGAUGUGAUCCCCUGAAAGAACUUUUAGACUAUUAAUUAUUGAAAAUUCAAUGUAAAUAUUGUCCCAAGCCCCCUGCAGAUAUUGUCUGCUUUCAUUGUUAAGAAAUUUAUUCCUGUAGGUUAUUGAAUUAGAUGCAGGUUUUAACUAAUGUUUGUGCUGUUUUUCUUACUUUUCCUUUUUGAUGGUGCUGAGAGAGACAAAGGAAAGCAAGUCACAGGCCACUCAACGCCUACUCCAGGGGGUCUGGUUUGCUGAGACACCAUCUUCACCUUCCUAACAAGGUUAUUUCUGACAGCAUGUGUAGAUAAACAUUUAGCAACAACUUUAAAAAUAGUUUGUUCAUCAUGAAGAUACUCAACUGAAUCAAUUGUUUGCCAGCCCAAUAUUUUUUAUUAAAAGCGGUUCAUACAACAGAUGAUUCGUGUAUGUUGCCUAGCUAAAACUUAGAUGUUUUAUAAUAUUCUGAAGUUUAUAAGGAUUUUUAAAAUCCAUAAAGGCAUGUACUUAAAACGAAGUCAUAUUUAGUGCAGCCAAACCUAUUGUUUGCUAAUGGGAUGCUUCCUAGGAGCUGUUCCCUACUAUAAUGGAAUAACAAACUACGACAGUAGUUGAUAAUAUUGUCUAUUUUGAACCUCUACGCUGUCUCUCUAAUGUUACUUAAAAAGUAGUAAAAGUGAUUGUCAACUUAUUUAAAAUGUUUCUUGUUUGUGCAGGAAACAGAAAGCAACUUCACUGAAAGGAAGAUAUAUAUUACUUGAUAGUCUUUUGCACACACAGUAAAGGGGCAUGCUGUUUUGACAGUGCUAUCAGCCUCCCUUGCGCAUCUAGUGGCAAUAUGACACAUGUCAUAAAAUGUGAUGGUCUUCACCAUUUGUUCGUGUCCCUGCUUCCAAAUAAUAAAAGACAGUUGUCAUGACAAUUCCAGUAGCAGCUACAACCUUCCCCCCCUCCCCCACUUAUGGCUACAAAAAUUUUAAACUUUCCUAAGAAAAAACAAAGUUGCUUGUUUACUUAUUCUUUGUGUUAUAGAUGCCGUUCAAAUGAAGAUGAUGGCAACCAGAAGACAUGAACAAAGGUUUCUGUUCUCUAAAAGAUAUGCAAAACAUUCUUAUGUCUUUUUUUUUUUAAGAAAAAAAAUCUUUUGUUCACAGCUCACAGAUAUAGACUUCAUUUACACUUUCUCAUGCCGGCAGUUCUUAGCAUAGUACUCUUUUGGUGAUGUUUUUUGGUUUUGGUUUUCUUUAUACAAAUGUUUGUUUCAUUUCUGGAUGAUAAGAUUUUUAUUGUAGUAAAACAGAUAGGCAACUGAUUAUAUUUUAAAUCCAUUAUAGAGCCUCCAUGCACACCUUCAAAGUAUAAUCAAAUGCUGUUAUAGGAUUGCCGACAUAACUGCUUAAGACUUUAUAAUGGUAUAGUCAUAGAGGUAAUAUACUAAAGUAUAUUUGGGCUGCCAACUAUUAAUACUCUGUGACACUCUGUUAAAGUGACAUAAAUUAUUCAGUCCUUUUGCAUUUUUUUAAGCAACACAGUAUGAAUUUGGAUGUCUGUAUAAAAAAACCAUCUGGAUUCUGGUUUUGUUAAACUCUGCAAUCUAAUCCAAUUCAUACUGUACUGGUAGUUUAGCUUUUGCCUUAUCCAGCAAUCCUAUUAGAUGUUAUGAAUAAGGUGGUUUCACAUAGAAGCCAAUCUAAGUUUAACAAAAGAUCUUCAAAGGGAGGUUAUGAAGAAGCAUAAGUGAUGUUUAAAAUUCCUAACUUUUGUAACAGUAUUUCAGAGUUAGAAAUAUAUUUUAAGUACUGUAUGCUUUAUUCUGUUCAUUGGUGUUUUGUGUUACUGCAUAGAUUGUUAUAACAGAAAAAAUGUUUAGGAACAAUUUUGGUAAAUGAUAUUGAAUACUCUGCUAAUAAUAUGUUUCCCUUCCUAUAUAGGGUAAGUGGAAAAUUUGUGACAGGAAUUUACAUGGCUUGAUGUGAGCUCAAGAAGCUGAACCAGUCUGAAAAUUCAGGAUGAUAAUGUCUUUGCUGCUGAAAUUGACAAGCUGUAACACAGAGUUUUGAAUCAGCACAAAACAGAAAUUUUCUUUAAUAAAGCUUCAUUUUCUAUUUUAA